Messenger RNA from Sitodiplosis mosellana (orange wheat blossom midge), 1319 nucleotides. RefSeq names its product mitochondrial ribonuclease P protein 1 homolog. The transcript has 4 exons. Lineage: Eukaryota; Metazoa; Arthropoda; Insecta; Diptera; Cecidomyiidae. Gene Ontology annotation, biological process: mitochondrial tRNA 5'-end processing; positive regulation of mitochondrial translation. The coding region runs from base 1 to 1224 and encodes 407 amino acids. Gene Ontology annotation, molecular function: tRNA binding. The record is from RefSeq and is a predicted model, not a curated record. Gene Ontology annotation, cellular component: nucleus; mitochondrion; nucleoplasm.
AUGUGGAGAAAUGUCAAACGUAAAGUGACAGCUGUCAUUGACCCGUCGUUUCCCAUGCGUUUUUUUGUUGAUACAAACCGAAUUCCACAGCAAGAAAAGUUUUCUAAUAUUUGUGAUACCAAUUGUGUUGAAAUUUUUGCAGAAAUGUUGCGAAUGAUGCAAAGGACAUUGUUUCAACCGCGAUUACCCGCUGGAUGUAUAAAUACUGUCGUGAAAAAAUUCCCAUUUCAAAUUGGCCAAGUUCGAUGUUACUCGCUGCCGGACGAAAAUGUUGAAAGCUGGGUAAAAACUUUGGAUGAGGCACAACAAAAGCGAGUACGAUACAUUCAGAAUGAGUUGGCAUUACAAAACGUUGAGAAUCAUCCAGUGCCAAAGGUGGAACGUUUGACUACAUCGGAUUACAAAACGAUUCUCACUUUGUCGCAAAAUCAGCGCCAUAAAUAUUACACAUAUCUAUACAAAAUGCACCAUUCCGAUGGAGCGGACUUUCUGAAGCGUCAAAUUCGACGUGAAAUACAAAAGGAGAAGAGUCAAUUCCAGCAAGACGAUGAUCAAACAGUUGAUGAAAAUAAGCAUAUUCAAUAUGGCCUUGGUAAAAAUUCAUUAAUCCCAAAGAUUUACGGCCGAACUGUCGACAAAUGGAAGAAUACGCGAUCACUAUGGCGAACAGCAUUGGGUUAUCCAAAUAUGAUAUUCGAUUGUAGCUACUCAAAAGAGAUGACACCUCGUGAGAACCAUGAGGCGGCAAAGCAAUUAGUUCAUUGUUUUGGCUUGAAUCGUAGCCAUCGUGAGCCAUUUGUGCUUCAUUUUUGUGGCAUAGAUCGAACGAGUUUGCUGUGGUCGUUUAUAAACAAGAAUAAUCCAAUGUUUGGACAAAAACCGUUGCCCAUUCAAUUGCAUGAUGAACCGAUUCAAGAAGCCUUUCCGAAAGAAAAACUAGUCCUACUCACGCCCGACUCACCAAAUAUACUGCGCGAAUACAAUCCAGACGACCAUUAUGUUAUCAGUGGUCUUGUGGACCGAGGUGACAAAGUGCCAUUUACAUUGGCGAAAGCAAAACGAUUGGAAAUUCGAUCGGCACGUAUCCCAAUGGAACAAUUCCGAAAGUGUCGUAUCAAUAAAACAUUGACGUUGGACCAAGUCAUGAGUGUAAUGCUGGAAAUCAAAUAUUCAGGCGAUUGGAAUGAAGCAUUCCGAUAUGUGGCCGAUCGCAAAUUCUACUGAAUGAAUCACACUCUUGAAGUCUGGUUUUGAAAUUAAAUUUUGUUAUUAUGUGGAUUAUCGAAUAAAGUUGAUAAUGAAUAGAGUUUAUUCAAUAA